AUGAGCGGAAGAGGCAAAACCGGAGGCAAGGCCAGGGCGAAGGCAAAGACACGUUCAUCCCGUGCCGGGCUCCAGUUCCCCGUGGGCCGUGUGCACAGGCUGCUGCGUAAAGGCAACUACGCCGAGCGUGUGGGCGCUGGCGCACCAGUGUACCUGGCCGCAGUGCUCGAGUACCUGACUGCUGAGAUCCUGGAGUUGGCCGGAAACGCUGCGCGUGACAACAAGAAGACUCGUAUCAUCCCCCGUCACCUGCAGCUGGCAGUCCGUAACGACGAGGAGCUGAACAAACUGCUUGGCGGCGUGACCAUCGCUCAGGGUGGUGUUCUGCCCAACAUCCAGGCAGUGCUGCUCCCCAAGAAGACUGAGAAGGCCGUCAAAGCCAAGUAA
Molecule: messenger RNA, 387 nt
Organism: Oncorhynchus mykiss (rainbow trout)
Lineage: Eukaryota; Metazoa; Chordata; Actinopteri; Salmoniformes; Salmonidae
Source: RefSeq, a predicted model, not a curated record